GAGAGAGAGAGAGGCACACAGUGCUGUUAUCACACACACACACACACACACUCACUCACACUCAUACACACACACACACUCACACACACUCAUACACACUCUCACACACUCUGGGACUAUAUUUGGGACUGAGCGGAGUGAGAAACAGUUGAUGACGGAGCUGCUGGACGUUUCUGUCAAACACCGGAAACAACACACAGCUGCUGAUCGAGCUGAAGACCAACAGAUACAGACAUGAUCCCUUAUUCUCCCUAAGAAACUGACCAAUCAGCAGUCAGGAUGAUGCCCAAGCAGCUGGCUCAGACGUCUCCAGGAAGUGUGUUGUCGCUGAGAGGGCCCAGUAUCCCAGGAUCCCCUGCUGCCGCCAUUGUGGCCAGGGUGGAGGAUGGGGUCAUCGGCUAUAAGGACUUGGCGGCGUUACCCAGAGACAAAGCGAUCCUGGACAUCGAGAGACCGGACCUGAUGAUCUACCAGCCGCACUACAGCUACAGUCCUCUGGAGAGGUCCUUGUCUCCUCGCUCCAUCUCUCCUCCCCCCUCCCCAGAGAACCUGUCCAAGGAGUGGCUGGAGAACCGGUCUCCUGGAGGAUCCUCUCCCGGCUCCACCAUCCACACCAGCGGAACGCACAGCACGCACACGCCGCCAACACCACACACACCAAACACACCAAACACACCACACACACCACACACACACCCGUCUGGUACCAAGAGCGCCGUGCAGCACUUCCACAGGCCCGAAAAUGGUUCCAACAUCUACAAGAAGCCUCCGAUCUACAAACAAGAUGCCUCGUCCUCUGUCGUCCCUCAGGGGAAACACAUCGAGGAUCUGAUCAUCGAGUCGUCAAAGUUUCCAGCAGCUCAGCCUCCGGACCCGAACCUGCCCUCCAAGAUAGAGACCGACUACUGGCCCUGCCCCCCCUCGCUGGCUGUGAUUGAGAAGGAGUGGAGGAGGAAGGAGCAGAGGGAUGAAGAUGAGGAGGAGGAGGAGCUGGAUGAUGAGCUGUGGGGACUCCGAGCUCUUCAGAAACAAGAACUCAACAAGAUUCAGUCUAAUCUGGGUAAAAUCAUCCUGAAGGAGGAGUUGGAAAAGUCUGCAGCUCCUCUGAGGAGGAAAACCCGCUCUCUACCGGACCGCAGCCAAAACACCGGGUCCAACGUCUCCAAGUCUGUGUAUUUCCCAGCGUCCUCUAAGAGCGGCCUGUCCAGGCUGCAGUCAGCAGAGUUCAGCUCCUCAGAGAAAACUCCAGCAGGUAAAAACGGAGAUUCCAGGAUGGACAGAGGAAACUCUCUCCCCAGCAUGUUGGAUCAUAAGGUCUUCCCCUAUGAGACGCUGGUGGUGACGCACAGAGGACGGAGCAAACUGCCCCCUGGUGUGGACAGGACCAGGCUGGAGAGACACCUCUCUCAGGAGGAGUUCUUCAGUGUUUUCGGGAUGUCCAUCGAGGAGUUCGACGGCCUGUCGCUCUGGAAGAGGAACGACCUGAAGAGGAAGGUCUGUCUCUUCUGAUGUCGCUGGGACUCCACUUCCCACAAUCCCCUGCUUCUCUCGGAUCGCUGGCAGGAUCCUGAAACCCUGGACUCUGGACAAAAUGUCAUAAUCAGCAGCACGAAUACCACCACCACCACCACCAUCAUCAUCAUCACCGCCACAGCGGCAGCAGCUCGCUGUGGGACGGUGUGUCGAAGUCACAGGUUCGAUGUCGACUCAGUGAAGGUUUGAUGCUGCACAUGUUAAAUCAUCUGUUUCAGUCUCUGGACGUCUGUUUAAGUUCAUUAACAACAAAACUACUGAGCACAAAUGAUCAUCGUGAGGAUUUUAGAGCGGGAGCGACGGAUCUGGACGCAGGAGAGAAAUCAACGUUUGGCUUUUAAUCUUAAAAAUGACAUCAUCAUAGUUUUGAAGGUUUGUCUCCCUCGUAUACAAACUACAGAGGAAAAUAAUUAGCUUUGACUGUAGAACGCAGGUUGUUAAAACCACGUUCUCAGACUGUUGGACUUAAAGGAGCUAUUUGUAAGUUCUGCUUUUGCUACAUAGCUAGCGUUAGCAUUAGCAGCUGUUUACUCAUCAGUCUAGAAGAAACGCUGUGAGUUCAGCAACAAACUUCUGUCUCCAGAGGUGGAAACAAACACCAAUGUUAACUCUUGCCUCUAUCACAUCUUUUCUUCUACUGAAGUUAGCAUGCUAACCAGCUAGCCCCGACUUGUUUCGCCACUUUCCAAUAGAGUUCUGCAGGAAUGAUCGUAUCUUAGCACUUCCUGUUCCCUCGUCCUGGCUUUUCGAACAGGUUUUUGUUUAGAUAACAAUAAUUUACACUUCCAUAUAACAUUUUGUUGUCACUUUGUCACCUUGCAGCUAAUCCUUGUGAAAUAAGACUAGCAGCCGAAAAGGCAGAUUUUACCUUCUCUGUUUUCCCACAGCAUGAAAUGGGCAACAAAGAUUUACAGUAAAGAACAAUAAUGUAAAUCUGUGGCGCUGCAUGGAGCGAGGACUCUAGCUCACAUAGAGUGCUGCAGGAGCCCAGAAACUAGUUAGCAUUUUAGCACUUCCUGUUCCCAGAGGUUUCAUGAUUUAUUCUAUGACAUAAUGCAUCAUGCAUGUUGUACACUGGGCUCAACUCGGCUGGCUAGACAUGAUUAGCAAGCUAGCUACUAUGUCAACAAUGCUAACAGGCUGACCUACAGUCGCCAGUUGGCUAGCAGUUUGGCUCGCCUAAGUCAUUAGCUCGCUAAUACAACUCCUACUUUUAAUGACUUAUUCAGAGUGAAUAAUGCAGAUUUAAAAACGUGUCAGUAACAUAAACUGUUUUAUGUCACACUGUUUAUUUUCUGUAAUAAUCCAAAAGAUAAUGUAAAAAUCUCAUUGGCUUUUGAGGGAAGCAGAGUGAUGCUAACAUGUGGGCUAGCUUACAAAAAUCAGAGGACGUAUUACAACCUUUUGUGUUAUAAACACAACGAUGGCUGAAGCUCUUGAAACUUCCAAACAGCUCCUUUAAAAGUUAUUGGAUUUCUGCUGUGACACUUCCUGGUGUGACUGGACACAGUGUGAAUCCUCUCAACAGAUUUCAAACUGAGUGGCAUGAAAUGAGGAUUUUGGACAUGAAGGGUCAGGGUUUAGUUGAGGAGCGUCACAGUAAGUUCGUAGGACAGGAAGAGGAAGUAGGAGGCCGGUAUGUUCCAGUGAUCAGCAGCUGUUUGGUUGUAGUGGUGGUGUUCUGGAUUACAGAAGGUUAUAUAUUAAUCUCACUACUUUAAAAGAUCAGAUUAAAGGUCACACACACACACACACACACAGCGUCUGCGGGCUCAGACCAACGCGUCGAGCCGCCUGCAGCUACAGGCCGAGGUGUUCCCGCUCUUUGAGGUUUUCAUCAGACCGGAUUCAUUCAAACUGAACAACUGAAGUCAGGGUUUUAUUAUUGAGCUUCCAGCUGCAGUCGGGCAUUAAAACAACAUUCCUGCUGACUCUGAGGGAAUACACCUGUCAGCGAGCUUUAAAGAAAAACAAAACAAAAAAAAAAGCAUUGUUCCUAUUGGCUUAGCCAGCUAUGAUGUCAUAGUGACAGCAUUUCUUUCCCAGCACUGAAAAGAAAAACCAGGAGACAGUUUGAUCGCAGCCACUCAGUCUGAUGUUGAGCAUCACAUCCAGCAGCUAGCAGCUAAUUCCCACUGAAAUAAAGAGGAUCAGGUCAAAUGUGAAAAAAAUAUCGAAAAAUAGAAAAAUUCUGACAUUUAAUCUCAGAAUUCAGAUUUUAAAGUGAUUGGUUUCUUUUUAAAAAUGGCCUCAAUCGUCUUCCGUACCUGCCAGCGAUGAAAGCUACCACAGCUGAAUCCAUCCAUCAGAUGAGGUUAUUAAUUCAACCUUCAGCUUUACUUUACAACUUCAGGCUUUAAUGGCGACGUCUUUUCAAAAUAAAAUGCUUUGGAGGAAAGACCUCGAACCCUGAACGUCCCAGGACAAAAAGGACGUCUUCCAGUGGAGCUGUGGGAGUUGAAAUAUGGGAGUUGAUGACGUGAUGCUGUUGCACAGAAUCUCUUAAAACGUUUCCGUAGUUGAGGAAAAAAAUUAAGUGGAAGAGAUUUUACUGUUUCCAUGGAGACCGAUGAUUUGCUGCCAUUAGCACUUGUGAUUCCUGUUUAUCACUUGUGGGAAGCAGCUAACGUUAAAGAAGUGCGUCACUAUCUCGUCCUCAAAUUGUUUUGACGGGAACUUCACCAGGUGAACUUUGGUCUCUAAGGUCUUUUGUGCAACAUUUUAAGGGAUUUCUUAAGUAUAUUAAAACUAAGAUAAGGAGAAAGUUUUAAACACUUAAGUGAACAUUUUAAGGAGAAGACUUAAGGGUGUUUUGUGCAUUGACCUGCACCAAACGAUUCAUGAGCAGGUCUCACCUGAACAGCUGACAGGUGAGACUCAAUCACAUGAGGCUGUCCACAGACUUUCAAAAUAAGAUGUCAGACCGUUUCAAACCUGUUGUUGAUUUUCUCCUCCGCUCCUUCUGGCUGUGAUGAAACUGUCUCCUCCUUGUUUUUUCUUCCUAGUUCAGCAAAAGCCACUGCCCUGUUUUAUCUAAGUACACCGCACACACACACACACACACACACACACACACACACACACACACACACUCCUGAGGGAUUCUUGCUGUGUAGAAGAACAAUAAUAACCUUCAAACCGGAGCUCAGAGACACGUCGACUGAACCCCGUCUCUGGUUUGUCCACUCGGCAGGUUGUAGACAUUUAGCGUCGGCUAGUGUUGCUUAGUGACCAAAUGAUGUGCAGCUAUUUUUUAACCUACAUAGAGAAGUGGCAUGUUUGUUAUUAAAAUCUGAAAUGUAAAAAUCAUCCAUCAGUACGUGAAUGUUGAAAAGAAAAUGAUCUAUUUUCACCAUCGAAAAGACGAAAAGAGACAAAAUGGACAAACUCUCCUGGACUUCUCUGAGGUUUCUGAAACUGAAGAAUGAUGGGAAAUCACUGGACACGUAUCACCUGGACACCGGAGUUCAGCACCUGUAGUUAUAUAUCUAUGAAGUAUUAAUGUCCACCAGCAUCAUAUCUGAUCUCCAUAAACGUGGAGAGGUUAAAUCUAAACCUGCACUGCAAUAGAACUAACGAAUAGUCGACUUGUUUAACACGUGUAAGUCAUUGAAAGCAGCACAGGUGUUGGUUCAUCACUGAACCUCAGGUAAAGGUGCGAUGUGGAGGAUUUAAUGUGUCAAUAAAUCAAAGUCGGAUGGAUACAGAUCAAUCAGUGUAAUGACUGUAAACCAAUGAGACAACUUUCGUCUGAAUUUGGUUCAGAUUAGAGUCUUGCAGAAAAGAAGGUCGGCCAUGUUUUCACCUGCAGAAGCCUGAUGUUUCGCCUUCGUCGGUCACGUUUCAGCUUCAGCUGAAUUAUUGAAGAGUGACUUUAAAUGUUAACGGGUGUGUUUGUUAUCUGAUGAAGUCUGAUUGAAUCCUCGCUCAGCCACAGUGAGCGUCAGGUGACAGUCAGGUGACAGUCAGGUAAAACCUCACAGUUCAAUCUUCAGCUAGUUCAUACAUCAAAAACAAGUCGAGCUGAAACGAUCUUUUCUCAUGUAAAACAUCAAAACUUUAAAAGCUCCAGCUUCUUAAAUUUGAAGAUUUGCUGCUUUUCCUUUUAAUUAUUGUGAUAAUUUAAAUGAUUGAUUAAUUUGAAGUUUGGGCUGUUGACAAAACAAGAACUGUGAAGGUGUCACUUUUGGUUUUUGGUAAAGUUUACAAACCAAUAAUAAAAAUAAUCGUCAGUCUCCACCUCCACCAGCUGAUGACUAUUUAAUCUAAUAAUAUCUAAUAAUAUAUAAUCUAAUGAUAUAAAAUUUACUAAUUUAUACUUUUAUUUUUAAUACGUUAAGUGCAUCUAUGGAAGCCCUGAGAGGCAAAUGAAUUUUUUGUUUGUUUGUGCAAUACUCAUUUCAGCCACAAGAGGCUGUCAUUUUUUUUGUUUGUUUUUUUUUGUUUUUUGGGGCUUUUUUUGUUUUAUUUUGUAAAACUGAUUCAUGUUUUUUCCGGCUGAUUUUUAUUUGAUUUUAUUUUCAUUUUAAAAUUUUAAAAAAUUUUAAUUUUUUUAAUUUCCAUUUAAUUUUCUUUAGUUUUCUUAUUUUUCAUUUUCUUAUUUAUUUAUUUUUAAACAAUAUGAGUAUUAGAAAAACAAAGACAGAAAAAAUGAAUGAAUAAAUUAACGUCUCCAUAUUUCCCUGUUUAUUCUUAUAUACUAGUUCUUCCACUGAACUGCAGCGUUUUAAAUCAGCGGCUGACGGUCUGUUCUCAUGUGUUUACAGUCAUUAUGUUGUUUUUGUAUUAAGGUGAAUUAUUGAAGGUCAAACGAGACUCUGCACCUUUGAAUCAGCAGCUCAGACCUGUGCCAGGUGUGAACGCAGCUCUCUAGAGUCUGUCAGACAUGAAUUCACUCUCACUGUAAAAUCACCGCCGUCACGUCCCGCGUCACGCACCGCCACGUCUGCCUCGCCACCUCGCGCUUCCUGUGUCCGUGGACGGACGAGACUGAAGAAACAGAAGUGUGUGAAGAUGUUGUCAGGCGGAGUGAGCGAGCAUCAGUCACUUUACGUUGAGAUGAUUUACUUUCUUCUUUCUGUUGAUUUUCUGAGGAAUGAUUCUGAUGAUACUGAGAGGAUUUCAGCUUUGUUCUGAUUGGUUGUGUUUUAGUGAGAGACAGGAAGUGGGUUGCUGUGACUAACACCAUGAAGACACAAAGAUUGUUCCAUGUUUUGUUUUUUUUUUCUUUUUGUACAUUUUGAGGUGUUUUAUUGUUUUUAUUGAAUUAUUUUAAGACGCGGGGCGACUUCGUGGAGCCGUGUCGCUGUCGACGCUUCUGAUAGGCUGAUGCAACUGCCGUAUGCAUGAUGUCAUGAUGAUGAUGUCAUAUUUUUAUUUAACCUUUAUUGAAACAGAUUCAUGUAAGGACACAGUUGCGGGGUCCUGGCUCAGAGGCGCGGCGGGUAGUACUCUGGAUUUGGACUGUGAGGUCAGACUGAGGUCAAAGGUCAGACUGAGGUCAGACUGGUUGACAGUGACUCGCCUGUCUGAAGCCGCCCUGCUGCUGUACAUACAGAACCACUGAAUGACAAUAUGAUUAUUGUUGUUGUUGUUUUCAUAUCUGGAUGCAGGUGAUGUAACAGAUGAAUGGUGAUGUGAAUGAUUAACCAUGAGUUAUAAUAAAGAGCAUUUCUAUUCGC
Messenger RNA from Seriola aureovittata, 7214 nucleotides. Its product is annotated as dematin-like. Gene Ontology annotation, cellular component: plasma membrane; actin cytoskeleton. The transcript has 16 exons. Gene Ontology annotation, molecular function: actin filament binding. Bases 280 to 1509 code for a protein of 409 amino acids. Gene Ontology annotation, biological process: cytoskeleton organization; lamellipodium assembly; actin filament bundle assembly. The record is from RefSeq and is a predicted model, not a curated record. NCBI's taxonomy places the organism in Eukaryota, Metazoa, Chordata, Actinopteri, Carangiformes, Carangidae.